GAUGAGAAGUCUCCAGUUGGAGAUUACUGGACUGAAUUUCUUGAUUUUACUUACAUUGGAAACCAUCAUAGAAUGACAAUCGGAUAUUUGAAUCUGGAGCCAGGUUUGACUUACAGAAUAAAGGUGAAGUUUUGUGCUGAUUAUAUAUGUUUUCCAAUCAUGUACAGUAAUGGAGUAACUAUCAUACCUAAUGCACCAGGGACAGGAGGACUAUCAGUAACGUUGGAUAAAAAUAAGAUGAGUGUUACAUGUGCAAGAAUGUACGAUCCCGAUCUUGAAGAUACACAAGAGGCAUUUAAUGCAAUCGAAAAAUACGAGUGGACUUUAAUAGAUGGCAAUUCUGGUGGAAUGUAUGUGAAAUGGCAGAACGUGAACAACAGCAAAAUUAUCAAUGACACUCAUUUCAGUUUUGUAAUUCAACUAUCAGAUGACAUCAGUUUUUAUAAAUGCAAAAGGAUAUCUGUGAAAGGUACAAACAAGGUUGGAAUAGCAUCAGAAGUGUCUACAGAUAUCCAACUUUGUGAUGUUGCUGAUGGACCACGACACAUUCACCCAAAACUUGUUAUAGAUGCUCGUGGCGAAAAAGACACAUCUUCAGGUAUCACAUUGAAGUAGUGAAAACCUCAUAA
Mytilus californianus (California mussel) is the source of this 629-nucleotide messenger RNA. RefSeq lists its product as uncharacterized. The transcript has 4 exons. The record is from RefSeq and is a predicted model, not a curated record. Lineage: Eukaryota; Metazoa; Mollusca; Bivalvia; Mytilida; Mytilidae. The coding region runs from base 73 to 615 and encodes 180 amino acids.